Molecule: messenger RNA, 765 nt
Organism: Gregarina niphandrodes
Lineage: Eukaryota; Apicomplexa; Conoidasida; Eugregarinorida; Gregarinidae
Exons: 1
Coding region: 1-765 (254 amino acids)
Source: RefSeq, a predicted model, not a curated record
AUGAGAGCCUUGGUGGCUGGAGAGAGUGGACGGGUGGAGGGUGUGGCGUCUUUGCUGGUGGCGGCUCACGCGGACCCUCGAGAGUGUUUGGGUUGUGUUGACGCGUCGGCGAUGACGGCGGUGCGGGAGGAGAAGGUGGUUUUUGCAACUUCGACAUCUGGUGAUGGGGCGCGAGUGCCAUGGGAGUUAUGUCAGAGUAAUUUGGAGGAGGUGGUAGAGAGUAGUCGCUUAACACGACGUGCGGCAGUUUGCUUGGCGUUGGAGAUCGUGAAGCAGAUGCGUGACCGGCAUGGAAAGGGAGUGUCUUUCCUAGAUUCGCUUAAUCAGGUCCGAAUGCCAGCAUUUCGUAACUGUCAGGCAACCGUACUGGUACGUCCUCGGCACGAAUUGCCAGACUGGACAGUCGCCUACGACCCUGCCGCUUGGGAAGUCAUCGAGACACAGGCCGUCAAACAGUUCGGUGCUGUCAUGCUCCAACUCGCCAGCAACGGCUGCGCUGUCAGUCAAGACAGCCUCCUGGCUCACAACCUACCCAUCCAAGGCUGCUGUGAUACUCCACCCGAACAGACUGUCAGUGAUCAUGAUAUACUUCACGUCUUCUCAGCCGCCGGCUGCAACACCUACGAAGAUGUGGAAACGAGGCUCAGGCACCUCUAUCGACGACUCACCGGAACCAACUACUCCCCACAAGCCUGGACCGUCACGCAACCUAAUGCGACCAAAUACAACCACACUACACCCAGCUGGUGGCCCUCACACAACUAG